GAGAAGUAAAAUGGCCACUAGAAGUAAAAACGCUAAAAUUAAGUACGCUAAGUUGAGGCUGUUCAAGCCCUCAUCAUCGUCGUCUUCGCCUUCCGGAAGCAGAAGUCAACCGAAAUUGGAGAAUGAAGGGAAUCAUCCGAAGAGUCCCUCAAGCGAAUCAAUCGAGCGAAUGGAACAAGAAAUUAUUAAUCUUUCCGAUUCUGAGGAACGCAACCCAACAGAACAAGACGAACCCAUCAUCAAACGCACUCGAUUGGAUGCAUUGGACCAGCCGGCAAAGCCUAAAUUACCAAAGUUCCCCAAGAAACCUCCCGAAGGCGGAGGUGGAGUGAUCAGUAAGUUUUUUCAAAACCUCCGAAGAUGACUUUGAACCACCCAAACCGGAUGCCCUCCCAAAAGCCAAAACCAAGGUCCAACGAAAGGCCACUGCCACCCGAAAGCCGCGAGCCCCACGCAAAUCUAAAAGUCAAACCGACAUCAGGAAGGUUUUCCAGAAGUACAAGGACAACGACGAGGAACUACUCAAGAACCUUAUGCUGGAACAUACGCUAACGGACCGAUUGGAUCCGGAUCAGUUUCAGCUAGCUCUGGCCAUGUCCCGAUCGCUGGUCGAUCAAGGUGGUUCGCAACCAGAAUCAAACGCUUCUUCCGAAGAUCCUCCCGAAGAAGUCGCCGCCAAAGCUUCUUCCAGUUCGAGUUCCUUGUCAUCGGAGGAACGACGAAUACUAGGUAUAAGGACCACGCUGGAGCAGUACGGGUUCAAGUGUAAGAACAGCUACAACGACUACGAUUUGAAUGUGAUAUUUGGCAGUGCACCGAAGAACGUGAAGAAAAUCAAACACAAUCGGGCGACCAUGUUGAUCCGGAGGGAUCGCGAAGAUUUGGUGGGCUUCAUGGAGCGGCAGGCUAAACGCUUGCUUCAGGAGGAUUUGGACCGACGGUUUUCCGACUUAAGUGAGAGUGAAUUAAAUUUUCGGACUUAUGGGAGCACGGUGUUCUGGAUGAGUCAAAAUCCCGCGAAUAGUGUGGACAAUCUUUGUGAAUAUUAUGUGGAAUCGUUGGUCGAAGUCAGUGCUGUGAGGGCAGGUUAUCUACUGAAGGACUGGAGAAUGAUUCCCGGUAGAGAACGAACCCCCGAAAGGAGAUUGAAAGAGGAAUCCCACAGCCAAGAGGAUGAAGCUUUGCUGUCACCUGCAAAAAAUGAAGGCCAAGAACUGCUGGAAGAUCCGGAGGACUCACUCCUGGAUAUGAAUACCGUUCCGGAAGAGUACCGCCAGAAGUAUAACAAUGAAGUUCCGGUGCACGUGAGGGUUCGCAAAGCUGCCAAGCAAGAAAUGGUUCCAGAAGGCAAAAGGUCCUCUUCGCCUGAUCUGUUCGGCUCGGACAGUGGAGGUGAGGAGGAUAGAAGAAAUGCUUCCACGAAAGAAGAUGCGGUUGAAGUGGAGGAAACGCCGCGAAUUGAAAGCCGGGCAGAAGAGGAAGAUGACAAGUUUGUGACUGCGCAAGACAGUGAAGAAAUUCCAUUAACGGAAGAACAAUUGGGGGGUGUAGUUCGAGCAACAAGUUCGGAAAACAUUUUCGAGGACUCGGAUCCCAUUUUCGACUACGAAGUGUACUCCAGCGAAGAAGCAAAGAUGUCUUCUUCUGCACCGGUGGAGAACGAAUGUAGCGAACACGUGGAUCACGACAACCAAAAGGAUGUCGUUGUGGUGCUGAGUUCCACUGACGAUAGUAACAGCAAUCCAAUCAACGCCCCAAAAGUGAAUCUACCUACCAAUAAUUUGGCGUUUCCCUCACCGGGGAAGGAGUUAUCCUUUCAUGCUUUGGCGAUCAGGCAUAGGUUGAGUGGGGUUCCGGAGACGGAAGUUGAAACAAUAGAAUUGGAGGAUGAUGGAAGUGAGGAGGAGAAUGAAAAUACGUCAGUUGAACUUGGCCGGAAAUCGGAAAUCGAAGCUGAUUCUGAUAAUCGACAGGCAAAGAAGCGAUCCUCUAUCAGUGCAAUUGAUAGUGGUAUUUCCGAGAAAGACCAGUGCUUUGAUAAAACUAUAUUUCCUUCGGCUGCAAAGGAGUUGUCUUUUCGUGUACUAUCGGCUGUGAACCAGUUGAACGGAACAACAAACGUUGAUUUGUUCUCAACUGUUGUUGAGAAGGAUAACUCCGAAAUAACAACGACUGAAAGAAUAGUUGUUGGAAACGAUUCGUUCAAAAACGCUGAGCAAUCUCCAAUAUCCGAACAAUUAGUGAAUUAUUCAGAAAGUCCCUCCGGCGAUGAUUCGGUACAAGAAUGUGCUCAUGAGGUAGAACAAAGUAACGACGAUGUGAUUAUUUCUUCGUCUGAAAGCAUGAUUGCAUGUAAUGCAAAGCAAACUCGAAACAGCGAUGACAUUUCAAAGGAUACUGCUUGCGAGGGUGACAUCGAGAAAGAUGAAGAAAAUUGCUCUACUGAACGAAUUAGUGAAUCAUUUGAUUCUCCCACGGGUGAUGACGAGCCCGAAGAUGUACUUAUAAUUUCCGAUGAUGAAGUAAACUAUUCUAUCCGUCAGGAUUUCUCACCCUUUUACAACGUUAGUCCAUUAUCGCCUUCCGAGGCCAAUCCUGAUGUUUCACAGAAUAUUGUCCAAUCCAUGAGUAGAGCGAAAGACUGUGAAGAUCUCGAUGGCACAAAAGUCUACUUUGACGUAGAAGAUUACAAAAGAUUAAGUUCGGAUAUGAAUAACUCAGCUGAACAUCAGAAAGAAGCUGAGGAUGCCGCCGAGUCUACAGUCGCUCCAGACGAAUCCAAUCGAGCCGACAAUACCAUGGCCUUUUUAGACGGACUUAUCAAAAAGUUCAACCUCCCCACGACGUUAACAAAGCAAUCAACCUGUGAUGAACCAAAGCCUCCCGAUCUAGAGGAUUACAUGAAUAAUUACGAAAUCCCAGACUUUCCCGACGACCCUGACAACAACAGUACUGAUGUAGUGGACGAUGUGCAAGAAGUUCCGAUGGAAAGCUCGGCCCCAAUACCAUCGGAACAAUUAGACCUAGAGAUCGAGCAGAUCCUUAGCCAGGCGAGGAUAACGUGCACCCAACUAGAGCAACAGCAACGACCGCGAGCUAGUCCAAUUCGAAGAACGACUUCCGACUCUGUAUUGGCAGGCCCUAGCAAACGUAAUCCCAGCAUCAUCAAAUCACCUAUUGUGAAGCGCAAAGGCGGUUUCGAUGAUAAGUUUGAAGAUCUUACUAGAGAUCGUGCGCCUCCACCGAUCGAUAUCGAGAUACGAUUAGAUUGUGUGAGCCCUCGACCGGAUUAUGAACGGAUGGAGUCUCCUGAGUUACAUCGUGAGCUGUUCAAGUAUGGUAUGAAGCAGUUGAAGCGAAGGAAAGCAGUGCAAUUUUUGAACUACAUCUACGAUCAAACGCAUCCGUUUGUGGAGGUAGUCGACGAGGAUGAAUGCAUUUGCGAUGACGAAGAUCAUGGUGAUGGUAACAAUGUCGCAGAAAUUAUGCCGCGGAGGGGUGACAACUCCGUGCCGGAAAUGGAAAACGAAGAAUACAUUCUUCCUUCAAAGCCAAGAAAGAAGACAUUUUGGUGUGCCGUCCCGCUUCACAUCGCGUUCCACAACAUGAUCUACGAAAAUCCAGCCCUCCGUCGACAGAUGCUCCGAUAUCAGCCAAUAGAUUUGGAUGCGAUCUACAGUCACUUGAAAGAAAUUGGCCUGCGCUACGAGAGCAACGAUUUGAUAUCGUUUUUGGAUAAACGGUGUAUCACGUUUCGAACAGCGCAGGGCAGCGGAAGCCGUACUAAGAAAACACCCGCCACUCAAGCUGCACGCUAAACGGCGGAAUAAGGAUGAAUGGUGGUUCUGUCUGUGGAUUCUCGUUUACAUAAUAGACACGAUAACUAAUCAGUAUAUGUGGUAAGAACAUUGUUAAAAUUUUAAAUCUUAUGUACAGCGUAUAAAAUUCAGGGAACAUAUAAUUCAAAACACAA
Molecule: messenger RNA, 3973 nt
Organism: Aedes aegypti (yellow fever mosquito)
Lineage: Eukaryota; Metazoa; Arthropoda; Insecta; Diptera; Culicidae
Gene: mus312
Product: structure-specific endonuclease subunit SLX4
Exons: 5
Coding region: 534-3818 (1094 amino acids)
Biological process (GO): interstrand cross-link repair; meiotic DNA double-strand break processing; DNA replication
Cellular component (GO): nucleus; Slx1-Slx4 complex
Molecular function (GO): enzyme binding
Source: RefSeq, a predicted model, not a curated record